Molecule: messenger RNA, 2387 nt
Organism: Menidia menidia (Atlantic silverside)
Lineage: Eukaryota; Metazoa; Chordata; Actinopteri; Atheriniformes; Atherinopsidae
Source: the annotation of a GenBank genome assembly
UGGCCGCUAAAAGCCUCCACACCGGAAAACUAUCGAUGUAUUGAAGUCAAUAUAGGAUUAUAGAUGAUCAAAGAAAAUAUAGAAACAGAAUAUAAGACAUAAGAAACAAUGUCUGAUAUUUGAGCUCCUAAGCUUUUGAUUAGAGGGGGCUGUUUAGGAACCGGAAGUGAAAGAGCUGUUUGAACGAAGGUUUCCUGAUUCAAGACGAGGAUGUGAGGACAAUGAUUAUAGCGCAGCGACAAACAAAAGCUGCCCAAAGACAAACUCCCGUCAUGCAGUGACUACCGGGUAGCUGCGGCAGAGCUCAUGGCUGUCAAAGCCGGCUUGUCCACAUCUGGUCCGACUCAUCAAUGACCAUGGAUGUGAAAUCAGUUCUGGAGUUUGCUACGGUAACCAGGUGCCUCUCCCUGUUUCUGCAGGCUGUCCUCAAUGCUGCCAUCCCUGAUCACGAUGCUGAUGCAUUCAGGCCCCCUCGGACAGAGGAACCCCUGUAUUUGGAUUCCCUGGUGGAGUGGCUGUUCGGUGGCCUCUCGCACUGGGAUGCGGAGCAUUUCUUGUUCAUCGCAGAGAGAGGAUACCUCUACGAGCACAACUUUGCGUUUUUCCCCCUGUUCCCCGUGAUCCUGCGCGGCCUGGCAGAGACGCUGCUGUGGCCCCUCAGCGGCUGGCUGAGUGUGCGGGGGCGCUUGCUGGUGGCUGUUGCUCUGGGGAACAGUGCCCUCUUCCUGCUGAGCGUUGUUGCCCUGCAUGCCCUCAGCAGAAUAGUGUUGCAGGACAGACGGCUCGCUCUUCUCUCCAGCCUGCUGUACUGCUUCACGCCGGCCAACGUUUUCAUGACUGCUGGAUACUCGGAGAGCUUGUUUGCUGCACUCACUUUUGGUGGGCUGUUCCUCCUGGAGAAAGGCUUCACCGUCAGAGCCUGCCUGGCUUUCAGCAUAGCAACUGCCGCUCGCUCGAACGGACUUGUUAACAUAGGCUUCCUGCUGUAUCUCCCAUCACUGCACGCCAUAACCCAGAUUCGGGUCUAUCGUACAACCACAACAGGCCACAGCAAAGUCCUGCACUACCUAUGGGCCAUUGUCUCCCUGCUGCUCACCUCCCUGUUAGGGACUGCAGUCAUCGCCCUCCCCUUCUGUGCAUUCCAGUACUAUGGCUAUAGGACGUUUUGCACCCCCUCCACCUCUUUGGAACAGGUACACCCUGCUCUCAUGUCACUGGCUGAGAGGAAGGGCUACCGCGUUCCAGAUGAAAACGGUCCGCCCCCCCUCUGGUGCAUGAAACCUCUCCCCUUACUUUACUCACACAUCCAGGAUGUGUAUUGGGAUGUUGGCUUCCUCCGUUACUUUGAGCUUAAGCAGAUACCAAACUUCCUUCUGGCGCUGCCUAUGGCUACACUCGGCAUAAUGGCUGCUUAUGCAUAUUUCCAAACUAAUCCGGAACUUUGUUUGAGACUCGGACUUUGGGAAUCGGGUGCAAACAAAGGGCUUGACAAACCCAUGCCAGGCUUCUUCAACCCCAGAGUGUUUGUGUAUGUUGUACAUGCUGCUGUACUCCUGGUGUUUGGAACGCUCUGCAUGCAUGUGCAGGUUCUCACCAGGUUCAUGGCCUCCUCCUCUCCGGUUCCCUUCUGGAUCAGCGCUCAUCUUCUCCUCCUCAACGAGCCUCUACUUCACAGGAGGAAAACGUCAAAUCCCAGUGUGCAGCUACACACCCACUCCAGAAAUGGCUGUACGCACACUCCUCAAAACCCCAUCAUUGCACUGCUGCCCCACUUUAAAUCCUGUUCCCCCACUACACAGAGCAUACUGGGGUAUUUUCUCUCAUACUGGAUACUGGGUCUUGCACUACAUUGCAACUUUUUGCCAUGGACAUGAAUUAAGACAUUAAGGAUUUCAUGCCACAUAUCAGUGAUGGAGUAAUGGGAGUUCUUGUAACUCCUCAUCGGCAGAGAUAUUUAGUGUUUUCUCAUAAUCAUUAAGUGGUUAAACAUUAAGUUUCCAUGACAAAAAAUGCAAACAUAUUUAGAAUGUUUUAUUGGUGUCUCAUUUAGUUUUAAAAAGAAAACUCAAUUGUGCAAAAUAAGAAUGCUGCUCCUCACAUUCCCCUUGUUUGGCCCUAGACCUGCAUAGUUUGUUGUGACAAAAUACUUUUGCUGCAUAGUUCUUCAUCAGACAUUGUAUAUCAUUUGCACAUCUUAAUGUUUGUAGUUGUUUGAGUGAAACUCAAUUGUUGUUGCAUGGCUGUACUGUAUAGAAAAACAAAAAAAAAACAUGUUUCCAUUUUUCUGAAGGGUUGAGUCUGGUCAGCUGCUCUGCAUGUUUAUGAUAAUUAUUCCAGGUUUUCGUUUGCAGCCUUUUUAGAAUGAGAAUGAAAAAUAAAAGAAACUC